Sardina pilchardus (European sardine) is the source of this 1822-nucleotide messenger RNA. It is a transcript of the gene qsox2, whose product is annotated as quiescin Q6 sulfhydryl oxidase 2. Lineage: Eukaryota; Metazoa; Chordata; Actinopteri; Clupeiformes; Clupeidae. The record is from RefSeq and is a predicted model, not a curated record. Gene Ontology annotation, biological process: protein folding. Gene Ontology annotation, molecular function: protein disulfide isomerase activity; flavin-dependent sulfhydryl oxidase activity. The transcript is spliced from 12 exons. Gene Ontology annotation, cellular component: Golgi membrane. The annotation marks the transcript as partial.
ACGUAUUUGUGUUUCAGCACGUCCAUCGGGCUGACUGUAAUGUUGCAUUCAGAAGCCUUUGGGCUUAAUGGCAGUAGUGUACUUUGACGGCCGUGCUUCACUGCAAAUGGCAGCCGUUAUCUGGGUGCAGAUAACUGUAAGCUUUUUGGUCAUUUUACUUUCAGCACCGAGUCAAGCCGCUCGGCUCUACACCGAAGAUGAUCCAGUCACUAUCCUGACCACAGACACACUGAGGCAGAAUGUUCACAACUCUUCAACAGCUUGGCUGGUCCAGUUUUAUUCAUCGUGGUGUGGUCAUUGUAUCCAGUACUCGCCGACCUGGAAAGCCCUGGCGGGGGAUGUCAAAGACUGGGAACAGGCCAUUCGCAUUGGAGUACUGGAUUGUGCUCAUGAGAAGAACUUUGACAUCUGCAAGGAGUUUGAGAUCCACUUUUACCCCACCUUUAGGUAUUUCAAAGCACAUGGCAGCAACACUGAUGUUGGCAAAACAUACAGAGGUCCCGACCGUGAGCUUCAGACCGUUAGACAGCUGAUGGUGAACUUCCUGCAAAACCACACAAAGCAGGACUGGCCCUCUCGCUGCCCUCCUCUGGAACCUUCCAGUUCGGAGGACAUUCUGGCGUUACUAGGACAAAAGUCGGAGCAGUACACAGCUGUUAUCGUUGAGGAUGCGGAUUCCUAUGUGGGGCGGGAGGUGAUCCUGGACCUGAUGCCGUAUCAGGGUGUGUAUGUGCGGCGAGUGCUGAGCUCAGACAAGAUGCUGCUGGACCGGCUGGGAGUGACCGACCUGCCCGCUGCCUUCCUGCUGCACCCCGACGGCACCCACGGCCUCAUGGACGCUCAGAAGAGGCUGCGGUUCUUCUUCUCCUCCUUCCUCAAGCUGCUUCCUGGCGUCCACAAGCUAAACUCCGCCUCUCUGCAGAAUUCCGCCCACUCCUCCAGCAACGGCCACAAACCCACCGAGGAGUGGAGGGAGUUUGAGAAGUCUAAGGUGUACAUGGCUGAUCUGGAGUCAGGGCUGCAUUACCUGCUGCGGGUCGAGCUUGCCGCUCGCCAGACUCUGGAGGGGGAGGAGCUUAGGACCUUUAAAGACUUCGCCACCGUCGUUGCCAAGCUGUUCCCAGGCCGGCCCUCGGUGGUGAAGCUGCUGGAGACGCUGCUGGAGUGGAUCAUCAGCCUUCCGCUGGACAAGAUCCCCUACGACGCCGUGCUGGACCUGGUCAACAACAAGAUGAGGAUCUCGGGGCUGUUCCUGAGUGAGCGUGUGCAGUGGGUGGGUUGCCAAGGCAGCAGCGUGUCGUUGCGGGGGUACCCCUGCUCCCUCUGGACCCUCUUCCACGUGCUCACCGUGCAGGCCGCCCAGCGCCCCGACGCCCUGGCCAACACCGCGCUGGAGGACGACCCCCAGGCCGUGCUGCAGACCAUGCGCCGGUACAUCACCACCUUCUUCGGCUGCCAGGAGUGCGGCCGCCAUUUUGAGGAGAUGGCGCAGGAGUCCAUGGGGGCCAUCAAGACGCCGGACGAGGCCGUGCUCUGGCUCUGGAGGAAGCACAACCAGGUCAACCACCGACUGGCAGGUGCGAUGAGCGAGGACCCUCUGUUCCCCAAGAGGCAGUGGCCGACCCCUGACCUGUGCCCCACGUGCCACGAGGAGCGCAGCGGCGUCCACGUGUGGAACGAGCCCACCGUGCUGGACUUCCUCAAGCGCCACUACGGCUCCUCCAACAUCUCCCCCAAAUACGCCCUCCAGCCCGCCCCGCCCGCCCCCCCCAAGCACCCGCCCACCCUCGCCCCCAACGCGGACGCGCUCGCGGUCGCCGAC